Messenger RNA from Candida tropicalis MYA-3404, 4392 nucleotides. RefSeq names its product Tsm1p (gene TSM1). Gene Ontology annotation, cellular component: transcription factor TFIID complex. The transcript has a single exon. Gene Ontology annotation, molecular function: chromatin binding; transcription cis-regulatory region binding; RNA polymerase II general transcription initiation factor activity. The record is from RefSeq and is a predicted model, not a curated record. NCBI's taxonomy places the organism in Eukaryota, Fungi, Ascomycota, Pichiomycetes, Serinales, Debaryomycetaceae. Gene Ontology annotation, biological process: transcription initiation at RNA polymerase II promoter. Bases 1 to 4392 code for a protein of 1463 amino acids.
AUGCCGUCCGUUGUUGACUUCGCUUCCAAUGCUGGAACGCCUUCCCUUGUUGGAAGUUUGAUGCAAACACCAAGAUCCGUUUCCAAACAUAUCAGCGGUCUGGGUGUUGGCAAAAAGCAUACUAAUUUAAUGACUCAGUCAUUCAAAGUCGGGCAUCAAAGAGUGAAUAUUGACGUGGAUUUGUCUACAAAUAGCAUAGAUGGAUUCACCGAGAUCUCAAUUGUACCUACAUCAAGUAAACUAAAGGUCAUAAAAUUUGAUUGCCGAGAAAUGGCCAUUAAAGAUGUACUAAUAAAUGGAAGCAAAUGUCUAAAUUAUGUGCAUGAUGACUAUUUAUACAUAAACAACCCACAGGAUUUUGAUUCAUGUAUUGAAGAGGGAAGGAUCAGUGUCACAGACUUGUACUCAAACGUAUUCAAUGUUCACCAGCAUCAUCUCAUUCGACAGAAAUUGGACUACAUUUUUGGCAAUCUGAAUCCUCAUGAUGCCUCUAAUAUCACCACAACCAUUACCACAAACACAACCACAACCACGGAAAGUGUCAGUACAAACACCCAAGAAUUAAAGAUUUUGCUACCCGAUAAUAUGAAGCUAGAACUAACAGACAUUAAUGCCAUACAGACUCCGGGUGGAACGAGUCGUCCAGGUACAACUACCCCCCUGCAUCUUAAAUCGAAGAGUACUGGAAAUGAUUACUACUAUACCCCUAUACAAAUCAAAAUAUCAUAUGAAUGCAAAAACCCAAAGAAUGGUGUGAAUUUUGUCACUAAUGAAGAUCUUGAUAAGAGCCUGUGGCAUGCUUAUACUAUGAAUUCUGACUACAAUGUAUCGACUUCAUCUUGGGUCCCAUGUGUUGACAGCUUGUCCGAGCGUUGUACAUGGUCGUUGGAAGUUAAUAUCCCUAGGACAAUUCGUGAUAUCGGUAACCCGCGAAUUAUUGGAACCAAGGAGGCAUUAAAGUAUGAACAGAAUCAACAAAGAGGAAGAAUUACAAAUGCCACGGGACAAUCUUGUGCUGUAGAUGAAGAUAAAACCGGUCUGUACCACUCUCUUCACGACAACGAAGAUGAUGAUGAGGUGGUAGUGGUGGAGGAUGAUGUUGAUGACGAUGGAGAAGUAGAUGAGGAAGAUCUUUCUAAUUCCGAUUUAGUUGUGGUAUCAGGAGAUUUCAAUAACGUGAAAGAAACACCGCAUCCUAUAGAUCAAUCAAAGAAAGUGGUAUCAUGGUCUAUUUUUAACCCAGUGUGUGCUCACCAUGUUGGAUGGGCGAUGGGAUGUUUUGAAAGUUUUGUAUUGUCUGAAAGCUCUAGUAGCUCAAAUGAAGAUGACGAUGAACGUGAUGACAAUGGUGUUGUUGAUGGAGCAAAUGCCGUUGAUGAAUCGGGUCAUAAUGCGGUCACUGUUUACGCACUAGCGGAGGACGUGGAAUGGGCAAAGAAUACUAGUAUUAUCUGUAACAAGACGCUUGAUUUUUUUCUGAAAGAGUAUGGUUCUUUUCCAUUCAGCUCGUACAGUAUGGUUUUUAUAAAGUAUUCUCCAUUCAUGAGCAGUGAUUUUGCUGGUCUUUCUAUUUUAUCAUCAAAGUUAUUGUAUCCUCCAGAUAUGAUUGAACCUAUGAUUACCUCAACAGAUAUAUUGUUGCGUAGCAUUGCUACACAAUGGGCAGGGAUCAAUAUUUCUCCACAAACUUUUAACGAUAUGUGGUGUACUGUUGGUAUUGCAGGCUUUAUGGCCAUUUCGUUCAUUAAAAAGUUGAUGGGUGCGAACGAGUUUCGGUACCGUAUCAGAAAACAAAUGGAUCAGGUGGUGAAGGAGGACUUUGGAAAGCACCCCAUAGCUGAUCAGUUUUUCAGGUACCCAGUGUCUAACCUGGACUUGUCCUUCAUUCAAUUGAAGUCCCCGAUUGUUUUAUUUAUACUUGAUAACAGGAUGACUAAAACAGACAAAUCGUUCGGGUUAUCACGAGUUUUGCCAAAGUUGUUUCUUCAAGCCAUGUCAGGAGAUUUGCCAAACGGUGCAUUAUCAACCGAGCACUUUCGCUAUGUGUGUGAGAAAGUGAACCGUAACAAAUUGGACAAUUUUUUUAAACAAUGGGUAUUUGGUUCUGGAGCACCUGUUUUUAGAAUUAGUCAGCGAUUCAACAAAAAGAAAGGUAUGAUUGAAAUGAAUAUUCGUCAGAUUCAGCAUCAUGAGAAUACAAAGAGAAAGUUGGAUAAGGACAAUUUUGUUGUGGACGCCAUUUCCUACUUGGAUGACGAAUCGGCACCACCAGUCCAACAAGUUUUUACAGGACCUAUGACCAUCCGAGUGCAUGAAUCUGAUGGGUCACCAUAUGAACACAUCGUUGAUUUAAAGGAGGCAAACACGAAAUUGGACAUUCAAUAUAACUCCAAAUUCAGAAAGAUCAAGAAAAAGGAUGAAGGUGUUGAUCCAGGUAUACCAUUUAACCAGUUUGGAGAUGUUUUGACGACUCCUUUUGAGAUGCAACAAUGGAAUUUGAAAGACUGGAAUAAAAGAGAUGAAGAAUCAUUGAGCAGUGAGCCUUUUGAAUGGAUAAGAGGUGAUGUUGAUCUUGAAUGGAUAGCGCGAAUAGAUAUCAAGCAGCCAGAUUUCAUGUUUGGUUCACAAUUGAUUUAUGAUCGAGAUAUUGAAGCUCAGCUCGAAGCUGUGAGGUAUUUCGGUGAAUUGGAGAAAACUAAUAUAGUUUAUUGCACCACAUUGGUUAGAACUUUGAUGGAUGAACGAUAUUUCUACGGUGUUAGAAUCGCUGCUGCCCAGGCUUUGGCUGGUUGUUCUAACGAAGGAAAUAACUUUAUUGGUACUGACUAUCUACUUCAAGCUUUUAGGAGCUUAUACUGCUUCCCUGGUAGCAUUAUUCCUCGUUCUAAUGAUUUCAGCGAUUUCAGAUCGUUUAUGUUGCAAAAAUCGUUUCCCAAAAUACUAAGCAGUGUCAAAGAUAAUGACGGUAAAGUACCAGACAGAAUUCGUGAGCUAUUGCUUAACUUGGUUAAAUUUAACGAUAACUCGAUGAAUGGAUUCAAUGAUAGUCAUUAUGUCUGUACGAUUUUGUCGGCUUUGACUGAAAGUGCUGUCAGUGGGUGGAGAAAGGAUUUACAGCAAUCGAAUGAUGCUCGAUUUGUGGAAAAAGUGGUCACAGAGUUGGAUAGACUACAAAAGUUGGAUCAUUGGAUGCCAUCAUAUCAGAGUUCUGUGGAAAUUGCAUGUGUAAAGCAGAAAAUUAGAAUGGCCCUUGUUGGAGCAAUCACAGUAUCAUUUGAGGAUCUUUUGCACAUGACUUUGGAUAAAUAUCCUAUGGAAGCACGCGUAGAGGCAUUUAAAGGCUUGCUCGAGAUUGGUGGAUUGAAGAAUAAAAGUGUCUUGGACUAUUUUCUUAAAGUUUGCUUGUUAAACUUCAGUCGACCUUUAUAUAGAAUGGAGCUAAUUGGAGCCUUGAUGCAAUCCAUUUGUGCUGUUGCUGUGUUUGGUAGCAUGUCGACAUUGGAUGAUCCUGAGUUUAAAACGAAGGUAGAAGCUAGCACUUCAAGUUCUGCAGCAAGAAUAAUCAUUGAUGAAGGUUCUACUAGUAACACAGGUAUGCAAUCCAAACAUGAUGAUUUUGCACGUGCUAGUAUCAAGGGUGCUGUCGAAAUCCUUAGGCGUGACUUCUCCGGUGGUAAGGGUUUGCAAAACUUGAUGUGGCAAUUUUUGCAUACCUCAUUAAUAGGGUUACAUGAAAGAAGAACAGUUUUGUUAAUUUGCCAGAUCUUAUACAAGGAAAUUGACUCUCACAUAGUUAGUGUCCCUGUUCCAUGCUUACCUGUGCAUGAAUAUAUUAAAAAGAAAAUUGUUGCCAAAGCUACUGGUCAAGCUGGUCAUAUAGUCAUUAAACGCGAAGGAAGAUUCAAAAUCCAAUUGGCUAGCAGAAAGUCGAUUUCAUUGAAGACCAAAUCUGAACCUGCUCAUAAGCCUUUAAAACUUUCAUUGAAACCUAAGGCAAAACUUACUGCACUGGUAUCGAAACCCUCUGGCUUGGUAACAAUUGAUCCAAAUUCUGCCAAUAAGAUCACAUUCAAAUUACCAAGCAAGAAAUUGGCUGAUAUUAAACCAAAGGUAGAGGUUCGUGGAACGGUUGUAACAAUUAAUUACAGAAAGAAGAAGCGGUCUAUUUCCGAUGCUCGUCUUGUGCAUAGGUAUGUCAAAAUCGACACGAAAAGAAGGAAGAUUGAAAUUUCAGCUGAACCGUUUGCGAUGGAAGGAAGACGAAGUACUGUCAUUCAAGACUCCAAGGUUCAAGAUAUCAAGGUUCAAGACUCUAAAAUUAAAGAUAUCAAGAUUCAAGACUCCAAGGUUCAGGGACUCCAAGGUUCAGGACUCCAAGGUUCAGGACUCUAA